This is a messenger RNA of Cicer arietinum (chickpea), 2312 nucleotides long. Its product is annotated as transcription initiation factor TFIID subunit 15b. NCBI's taxonomy places the organism in Eukaryota, Viridiplantae, Streptophyta, Magnoliopsida, Fabales, Fabaceae. Gene Ontology annotation, molecular function: RNA binding. The record is from RefSeq and is a predicted model, not a curated record.
CAUUCCGUUAGAUUACUUGAGAAGCUUCAGUGCCCAAAAAUCUCACUUUCUCUCUUGCGGUCGUAGCAAACCCUAGAUCGAAUCAUGUCUGGAGGUUACGGUCAAGAUGGAGGAGGUGGCUCUGCGCCACCGUCCUAUGGAGCUAGCGGCGGAUACGGUUCAUCCGGUGGUUACGGAGGUGGUGCAGGUGGUGGCGGUGGAAAUUAUGGAGGAGGUGGUUUCGGAGGAGGCAACACCGGUGGUGGCUAUGGUGGUCAUGAAAGCGGUGGAGGUUAUGGAGCUAAAGGAAGCGGAAACGGUGGAGGCGGCGGGUAUGGAGGUAACGAUGGUGGAAGUUACGGCGGAAGGAGUGGGUAUGGUGGAAACGACGGUGGAGGAUACGGUGGAAGAGGAGGCGGUGGCGGUGGAUAUGGAGGUCGAGGUGGUGGCAGUGGUGGUUUUCAAGGUGGAGAUCGCGGUGGACGAGGUGGUGGUGGACGUGGCGGCCGUGGUGGUGGUGGAAGUGGCAGAGACGGAGAUUGGCGUUGCCCUAACGAAAGUUGUGGAAACUCGAACUUUGCCAGAAGGACUGAAUGUAACAAAUGCGGUACCCCAUGUCCUACCAGUGGUAAUGACCGCGGUGGUGGUGGUUAUAAUAGAGGAGGAAGCGGUGGUGGAUAUGGCAGUAACCGAGGAGGUAGAUCUGGAAACUAUGAUGGAGGUAGAAGUAAUGACUAUAAUAGUGGAAGGGGUAAUAACAAUGAUGGAAGAAGUGGAGGGAGCAGUAGGGGCGGCUCAUAUGGUGGUAAUCAAGGAAGAGAAGAUGGUGGCUAUGGUCAAGCUCCUCCUCCUGCUGCUCAACCUUAUGGGGGUGGUGGUGGUGGAAACUACCCACCUACUUACGGUGCAAAUGCAAAUUAUGGAACAGAUGCUGUUCCUCCACCUACAAGCUAUACUGGUGGACCUAAUUCGUAUCCUCCUUCAUAUGGGGGUAACACGGGUGGUUAUGGUGGAGAUAAUCAAGGUGAUGGACGGAGUGGUGGUAGGGCUGCACCUGCAGUUGGAUAUGACAGUGGUUAUGGUGCUGGUAAUCGUGGUGGAGCUCCUGCCGAACCACCAGCUCCGGUGAAGCAGUGCGAUGAGAAUUGUGGGGAUAAAUGUGACAACUCUAGAAUCUACAUCUCAAACUUACCACCAGAUGUGAAUGUUGAAGAAUUGCAGGAACUUUUUGGAGGCAUUGGACAAGUUGCAAGAAUAAAGCAAAAGAGGGGUUAUAAAGAUCAAUGGCCUUAUAACAUUAAAAUCUACACCGAUGAAAGUGGAAAGAACAAGGGUGAUGCAUGCCUUGCUUACGAAGAUCCUUCUGCAGCUCACUCUGCAGGCGGUUUUUAUAACGAUUAUAAUUUGAGGGGGUACAAAAUCAGUGUUGCGAUGGCAGAGAAAUCUGCACCAAGGGCUCCACAAUCAAAUAGCCAUGGGGGAAAUAGGGGUGGCUAUGGUGGAGAUAGGCGCAGAGACAAUUAUAGAGAUGGGGGUGCUUCUGGUCCUGAUAGGCGGGAUCAUUAUAGUGGGAAUCGCUCACGCCCAUACUAAAGCUUCUUCAUUGAACGUUUUAUGUACUAUGAAUUGGGUCUGAGGGAUUUAUUAUUUCAGUUGGCUGGUUUCUUGAACUGGAUUCUUAGAGGUAGGUUGUUCACUUACUUUGAGCAAGACCUCUUCGCUCCUGCUUUUUCGGUUAUUAGCCGUUGGGUUUGACUUUUAGCCAGGGAUUAAUUAAUUUAAUCAUGUGAAUGUUUUUAUAGAGGCAUGUGGAUAGUCUCCAAAUAAUUGCUGCUAAGCUAGGUUGAUUAUUUCAGGUGAGUGCUGCUUUCAUGAAAACGUGCUUUAUACUUGCUUGAAAAUUAAACCAUAUGUCAUUAUGUGGAUUAAUGCUUGCAACCCUGGCUCAUCCCAUGUGGCAUCUGGUACAAGCCGGUUAUUGCACGACUUAAUAUAAACUGUAUAUCAGUCACAGUUUAAUGGAUCAUUUAAUCCCUUUAGUGUGUUUCAAGUGCAAUCUGAUUUGCCAGGAUAUUAGUUAUUCUGCAUGUAGUUAUCUUCAAAAUCAUUCACAUCUUUUUCAUUACAAGUUAUAUACUGAUAGCCUGUUGGGAAUCGAGGCAUUGUAAUAUCCUUUGAAGUCUUUUAUUGCUCUUAAGUUACUUGGUGCCCUUAAGUUUUGAUAAUAACUCUUUGAAUUAGCUGUCGAACAGAUCUUGGUUACAAUUUAGUUUUUUAUUGAGUUAAUUUUAUACAAACUGCAACUGCCUCUAUUGAAAGCAGUUUUCUUACCA